Molecule: messenger RNA, 5384 nt
Organism: Acipenser ruthenus (sterlet)
Lineage: Eukaryota; Metazoa; Chordata; Actinopteri; Acipenseriformes; Acipenseridae
Product: E3 ubiquitin-protein ligase RNF13-like
Exons: 10
Coding region: 255-1421 (388 amino acids)
Biological process (GO): positive regulation of DNA-templated transcription; protein ubiquitination; ubiquitin-dependent protein catabolic process
Cellular component (GO): nucleoplasm; cytoplasm
Molecular function (GO): ubiquitin protein ligase activity
Source: RefSeq, a predicted model, not a curated record
AACUGCUGGUUUGUUUGGCAGCGCUGUCCACCAAUCCGCAUUCCAGUUUCUGCGGAACCUCUGACGGUAGAUAGAGGGCGGCUGUGUGAUCGUUGUUGAUAUUCUGCUGUACAGUGCUUCACAGCAGGAAGAAUAUGGAGACAGGGGUCAGACACAAUUCUGGGACGUGUAAAUAGAUAGUACAUAACUGGAAGGAGCGUUUUUAAAGGAACAAAGGUGUGACAACGUGGCAGGUGCUCCAUUAAGAAUAAAAGAUGCUGUUGUCCCUGGGAAUGCUGAUGUUGUCUGCCACACAGAUCUACACCAUCUUUACAGUGCAUCUGUUUGCCUUCUUGAAUCUUCUGCCCGUGGAUGCAGACAUUGCAGCAUACUCUUCUGAUAACAAGACCCAAACAUUUGAUGAUUUACCAGCCAGGUUUGGUUACAGACUUCCCAGUGAGGGAAUAAAGGGAUUCCUGGUGGGUGCAGUGCCGGAGAAUGCCUGUGAGACCAUUGACCCUCCACCCCUAAAGGACAACUCGACAGGCACCUUCAUUGUGUUGAUAAAACGCUUCGAUUGCAAUUUCGACGUUAAGGUUCUUAAUGCCCAGAAAGCUGGAUAUAAGGCGGCAAUAGUUCACAAUGUGGAGUCUGAGGAUUUAAUUAGCAUGGGAUCCAAUGACGUGGACAUUGUGAAACAAAUAGACAUUCCUUCAGUAUUUAUUGGCGAAAGGACAGCCAAUUUUCUUAAAGAAGAGUACUCCUAUGAAAAAGGUGGUCACAUAGUGCUUCUGCCCGAUUUCAGUCUACCCCUGGAAUACUACCUGAUUCCCUUUCUCAUCAUAGUGGGGAUUUGUCUUAUACUUAUUGUCGUUUUUAUGAUUACAAAGUUUGUGCAGGACAGGCACCGAGCCAGAAGGAGCCGCCUUCGAAAAGACCAGUUAAAGAAGCUGCCUGUACAUAAAUAUAAGAAAGGAGAUGUAUAUGAUGUUUGUGCUAUCUGUCUGGAUGAAUAUGAAGAAGGAGACAAGCUGAGAGAGCUACCUUGCUCCCAUGCUUACCAUUGCAAAUGUGUUGACCCCUGGCUGACUAAAACUAAGAAAACCUGCCCUGUUUGCAAGCAGAAGGUGGUGCCUUCACAGGGAGAUUCGGACUCGGACACCAACGAGGCAGACAGCAGUCACGAGGAGAACGACGACGUUUCAGAAAGCACGCCUCUGCUGAGAUCUCUCGCCUCCACCAGCGCUCACUCGUUUGGCACCAUGUCUGAAUCUGGGUCCCGCCAGGAAGUGCUGGAGUCCUCGGAGUACGAGGAUGACGACGAUCCUGAGAUCGACAGCAGCGAGGCCGAGGAGGAAGUGAGCGUGGAGACUGUUGUUGUUCAGCUGCAGCAGAGUCACCGUGAUGGCGACACAGCCACCAAAACCCACACCAAUGCUUGAUUCUGCUGCUGUCCUCCACAACAAAUUCUUCUUCAUACUAAAUUGUGUCGUGGUUUCAAGAUGUUAUUUCCAUUUAUUUUUUUUUUGUUAUUGUGUACAUGACCAUCCUUCAUGUCGGUGACACUAGAUUACUCAAUUGAAAAGCAGCACUUCCUGAAUGAGGUGGUAGGAAAUGAUCUAGUAGGUGUUAGCGGUUGCAUUUAGUGUACCAAAGAAAAAGAUCAUGUUAAUUUUUUUACAAGGGUCUCAUUGCAUAUCUAUAUGUCAUGUUAAAAGUAUGGCCAAAGAAUGUCGUUCAGUUAUUCAACAUAUUCUGCAUUGACACUUGACACUGCAGUGAGAAAGUUUUGUUGAUUAUCGUAUCCACUGUGAAAAAAAGUGCAUUUUGCAUACUUCUGAAUAGCCCCAUAUAUCUGCACUCAGAAGACACACACAGCCCAUUUAUACUGUUAUUAAUAUCAAGAGCUAAUGUUUAAGUGUAUAUAAUGUAUAGAUAAAAGUACAAAUCUGUUACUUACAUAUUUGUAUGCCACUGUAUCAGGUCAUGAAAUUAAGUAGUACUAAAAUAAUUGCAAUCAUGUAAUGUGUACAUAAUCUGCAGCAGUAUCAUUUAUACAUAACAAACUUUUUUUCAUACUAUACUAUGUGUGUAUAUAUAUAUAAAUAAACCUGAUGGAUUUUCAUUAGGUCUUCCUUAACAGGGGAUUCUGUAAUGUAAAUGGAGGAGGAGGUCUUGUGGACUUGUGCUGUAUCAAUGUCUAGCACAUCACCCUUAAUAAUUAUAUGGAUUAAAAUAAGGUUUGCUUUUUGAAGUUAAUAACACACACAAUGCACAAACUAUAGAUAAUAAAAGACCUCUCAUAUUGCCUUUGUUUUUUUAAACUGUCAAGAUAAUAGACCAAGUUCCUUGUUAUGAGGCACCUUGUAAUUGUAAGUAUGAUUCAAGGGAAAAAAAAAAUUCAAGAGCAUCCUGGCAAAACUUUUGCAACAGAUAAAUUCAUUAUUCAGCUCACUUGAUGUAGUUUUCAAUGACAUUAAGUAAAUUAAUAAGACAUGUGCCUGCAUGAAAAUGAUGACAAAAUCAAACUGAUGGCAAAUUGCAUGUAUUCAUAACAUGGUUGUCUUGUGGCAUAUGGCAGGAAAUCCUAAAAUUGAAGGAUGCAGACUGUAUUUUCUUUGUAGUAUGUGUAUAUUUAUACUUUACUUUUAACCCUAAAUUAUUAAAUGUGCACCAUGAUUGUCUUCAUCAGGACACAAGUGUACUCCUCACAUAAGCAAUUGAAUGCAGUUAAUAUCUUAACUAUCAAAACGUAUCAAAAUGCAAUUGUAUUGAUUUUUUUCUAUUUCUUUUCUACAGCUUUGUAGUUUCAAUAGGAUGUUGCAAUACCAUCGCAAAAUGCAGGUAUUUCAGAGUUGCAGCCCCAUAUGCAUCAUCUUAUACAAUGUGCAUUGCACCAUCAGAACAUCUUAAGUCUGUGAAGGGGGGUGAGGAGUAGUGUUCGGACUUACACAUUGCAGAUGGGGGCUCUUCCAAUCAAUAAAUAGUAUGUGGUCAACACUUAAUUAUCAAUGUUAUACUUGUAUUACUGUAAUUCAGGUGGGGCGUAGGCAAAUCUGUAUGAAAACUUACACUGGUCCUUAGUAACUUUUCCCUGGAAAGUGAUGUGCACAUCUCAGUUUCUUACUUUUAUUAAAUAAAUACUUUCAGAGGCAUUCUUAAAAUAGCAGUAUGUAAUAUGAUUCUCUUUAUUCAAGCAACAGGAAAUAAUGCAGACAAAGUACACUUCAAGCUGCAGCAUAGUGAAGCUUUGAGGCCUUUACAGAAUACUGUAAAAUAUUGAGCGUGAAAUCCAUUAUAAAUACAGAAAUUAGGGGUUUAUGGAUUAUGUAAAGAGACUUAAAACAGCAUUACAAUACCCUGCUGGUUUUAUUGCUUUAAGGAAUAGCAAUGUCUAGGGUGAGACAUUAGCUGCCCAUUUAACACACCAAUUGCUCUAUAACUACCUUUCCAUUUCUGAAUAGAUUGCCAUUAACAUGAUAUCUGUUUUGGCAGCUAUUAUAGCAGAAACACAUUUUAGGGGUAAAAAUCAAAGAAUACCCCACUAAGUGAUAAUGGAUUGGUAGUAAAUUGAUAACAGUUGGGGUGAGUGUGGUGCAUAAACAAUAAUGGUAAACAUGUAUAUUAAUACGGCACCAAAAAUUGUUGAAUUUAAGAUUUAGAAUGGGAAGGUAAUUAAUAAAAGAAACAAGAACACACCCACAGCUCUUCUGGUUGGAAUAAAUUUAUUUCAUCUGUCUGUAAACAAGGUGGUUUAUCAAUCUAUGGCAUUUUGUUUAAAUGCAUAUUAAAAUCAGAUGAGUUAGACUGUAUCCCAAUAUAAGAAAAAAAGUGCAGGGAAAGAUAUGAACGCAAGUCAGCAACAAGAUUAUUAUUUUUGUUUGUUUGUUUUUUAAUCUGUACAUAUUCCACAAGGCCUGAACAUUUCAAGCAUAUGCUAAAAUGUCCCUAAGGAGGUGCCAUUUGACUGACUCCUUGCUGGGCAGCAGUUAAAAUCCAUCUCACAAUAGCAACAGAUCAUACCUCUACAACAUUAUGGCACAGGAUACACAGACUUCGUAUAAAGAUUUUCACAAGACAACCAAGUUUGCUUAUUCCAACCAAUACCAUCUCCAAUUUAGUGUACACAGAACUUAAACUUCAGUUUGUUUUUUUUUUUCUUUUUAAAUUGGACAUACAUUUAGUACCGUGCUUCAACAGGCAGUUUGAUACCACAUCUUUCAGUCGAUGACUAGAGCACAAGGCAAUUUAUUCCAGUUUUCCUGCAGCAUGGGCUUACAGGGUCAAGAGUGAUCAAUUUGCUUUAAGUGUUUUGCAACAAAUGGGUAAUGUCAAAUGAGGAGACUGCCAUCCCCAACUCACACACUGGUGUUUGUGCAGUUUUUUACCACUUUAGGUCAUCAGACAAUGGAUUACAAUAGUGUAUCUCCCGUAUGUAGUUGAAACUGGCAGUUGUCCUUUACAACAAUGUAGAUCAGUUUUGUAAAAUCCCAAGCUGCAACUAAAAUUGGUCCUAUGAAAAAAUUGAAACUGGACACACUCCAGGUGGUUCUGUUGGGAUAUUUACUGUCCAAAAUGGCAGUCUUUUUAAAAAAAGAAAAAAAAAAGUGAAAUACAUGUUACAGGAGCUGGCAAACAAUACUUAAGUGCUUGAGCUAUUGUAACGAUGGAAUGUCCAUGGAGAUUAUAAAGUCAAGGAUGUGAUGAAGAGGUCAUGGGAGGAAAUGCCACCUGCAGUUUUACCAUUGCACUCGAAAUAAUCAGACACGUUGCAAGACUAUGUCCAAGUGCAACAGCAAAAAGCAUACAUGCAGGACUCUGCAACUCUAAAACAGAUGUCAGCUGCAAUAUUAAAAGUUAAGAAAGGUAUAGUGGUUAAUAAUGGAGGAAAGCAUGCCUCCUUGUGUAACAUUGGCGUGUCUCCUUUGGGUUCAAGCAUGUCAAGGGAAAUACAAAGGAGAAGGGGGGGGUGGGGGAGAGAGAGGAGUCAAACAAGCCAAGAUAUGCAUGAACCUCUCUCCCAGACAAGCUCUAGAAAAGGAAGACUAAUUGAGAUAAGUUUCUGCUCAAAGUGCAUCGAUCAAUUCAAGAUUGUACUACUAAAAUUUAGUUGUUCUUCAUUUUUGCCAGCAGUUCUCUAUGUUAACACUAAGCAAAGCCCAGAUUUAACAUUGGCCCACUUUUUUUUGUGUUUUUGUUUUUUAGUUUUUUUUUGGUUUUUUUUGUGUGCAAUGUUAAAAUGUAUAACAUGCUUAUUCAUUACCUAUGUUGCAACAAUGGUGCCAGAAUGGGAUUUGGUACAUAGUGUUAAAGUAUAUAAAUAAACAUGGAAGGGGAAAAGCAUCAAAGGACAUCAGAAAACAAAAGGGUGUAAAAAGAAAAAAAAAAAAAAAAAAAAAAAAGAA